GCAGUAUGAGGAGACCUGAAAGUGGCACAUGGCAGAGUGUGGCGAUGGAGACAGCAGGAAUGGGAGGCCGUACAGGGACCCAUGACACACUCUGGACCUGGCAGCAGCAUGAGGAGGCGGUACAGGGGCCCAUGACAGAUUACGGGCCUGGCAGCAGCAUGAGGAGUCGGUACGGGGGCCCAUGAGACACUGUGGACCUGGCAGCAGCAUGAGGAGGCGGUACAGGGGCCCAUGGCAGAUUAGGGGCUGGCAGCAGCUAUGGGAGGCCCGUAAUCUGCCAGCACCCUAUGACAAAAAAUGGAACACACCAGCAGUGUGAGGAGACCUGAAAGUGGCACAUGGCAGAGUGUGGCGAUGGAGACAGCAGCAAUGGGAGGCCGUACAGGGACCCAUGAGAGACUCUGGACCUUGGCAGCAGCAUGCAUG
Staurois parvus is the source of this 426-nucleotide messenger RNA. NCBI's taxonomy places the organism in Eukaryota, Metazoa, Chordata, Amphibia, Anura, Ranidae. The record is from the annotation of a GenBank genome assembly.